GCGAUACAAUAGAAAUUUCACCUGCAUCAGUCCUUAAAUGGAAAUCGUCUGCCUUCCGUGUUCUAUCUUCAUAGGAGUGGAGGAAACAACGUCGCACAUUGUUUACGUUUACUUCUUUGCUCCAGUCGUCGGAUCUUGACGCUCACCUGCUGCCUUACACCAUUCCAAAUCGGUUGCCUGCUGUCUGGAUGCCUCGAUUCUACGAUGAAACUCUUCAUUGCCCCUCCCUCUUCGCAAAACCGCCAGGUGCUCACACUAGCCGCGGGCAUCGGCAUUGUGUUCCUCCUCUACCAAGCCUGGGGUCUUCACGACCGUCAAUUAUCCCUCUAUCCCAUCGAUUCGCCAGCACCAGCCCGAAUAGGAUUCGACGCAAUCCCAAAAAAGAUAUGGUACAAGCUUGGGGCAAGGGGACUCAGCGCGGAUGCGGUGGCGUGGACUGGCAGCUGCAUGAGACAUAAUCCCGCAUAUGCGGUCGAAUUCAUGACGGACCUGUCCGCGGAUGCGUGGGUUGCAAAGACAUUCGCGCAUCGCCCUGACCUUGUUGAGGCCUUUCUCGCACUCAACGUACAAAUUAUCAAGGCCGACUGGCUUCGCUACCUCCUGCUCUAUGCCGAGGGAGGAAUGUGGUCGGAUCUCGAUGUCUCGUGCAACUCCCCUAUCGAAAGUUGGAUUCCUCCACAGUACAGAGAAAACAUCUCAAUGGUCGUUGGCUGGGAGUUCGACACACCUUGGGAAGGCAUAGGAGAGGCCAAACAUGAGCUUGCCACUUGGACGGUCCUCGCAAAACCUGGCUCGCCUCACAUGCUGACUGCGAUCGAUGGCCUGUUGAAAGGAGUGCAGGGUGUUGCAAGAGAUAACGGUGUCGACAUAGCCGGGAUCACAGCCACACCGCCUAUGAUGGGAGACAUCGUCACCUUCUGUGGGCCCAGGAGGAUGACGAGGAGCAUCUUCCAGAGCCUGCGGCGGGAGAUGAACAUGUCUGAUGACGACUUUCGAGCUGUAGAGGAAGGUUCAUGGUUUCUUCUCGAGCCCAAGCUUGUGGGUGACGUUCUGAUCUUACCAGGCUACGCAUUCUCUCGGCCGAUGAAUUUCUACGAUGAGGCGUUCACCGACUCCUUGCCUCCUACACUGGUCGAUCACCAUUACGCAGGGACUUGGAAAAACGAACAAGGUGGUGAACCCCCUUUUUAAUCGCGGGUGGCUGGAUCAAUGCUUGUUUUUUGGUUCAAAACUGGCUGCCUUUACAUGAGCAGAGCGAUAACAUAUUACAUUGCAUGCCAAGGAGUUUGGUUAUGAUAAGGUGUUGUCUAGACAUUAUAUACCACUGUAUGCGGGCGCAUUGUAUGUCUUCGGACAUAUGUAGAGUAGAAGCGAAACUAGAGAGACAUUAUAAAUCUAUUGUACAUACUAGCA
Molecule: messenger RNA, 1413 nt
Organism: Diaporthe batatas
Lineage: Eukaryota; Fungi; Ascomycota; Sordariomycetes; Diaporthales; Diaporthaceae
Exons: 1
Coding region: 205-1191 (328 amino acids)
Biological process (GO): protein N-linked glycosylation
Cellular component (GO): mannan polymerase complex
Molecular function (GO): alpha-1,6-mannosyltransferase activity
Source: RefSeq, a predicted model, not a curated record